This is a messenger RNA of Chlorocebus sabaeus (green monkey), 543 nucleotides long. It is a transcript of the gene TMSB10, whose product is annotated as thymosin beta 10. Gene Ontology annotation, cellular component: cytoplasm. Lineage: Eukaryota; Metazoa; Chordata; Mammalia; Primates; Cercopithecidae. Gene Ontology annotation, molecular function: actin monomer binding. Gene Ontology annotation, biological process: actin filament organization; regulation of cell migration. The record is from RefSeq and is a predicted model, not a curated record.
CAGCGCCGCCCCUGCUGCGGCGGGUGAGGGGCGGGGCGGGGCGCGGCGUAUAUAAGGCUAGGGGCGGGCGCCGCUCUUUUGUCUCUUGCUGCAGCAACGCGAGUGGGAGCACCAGGAUCCCGGGCUCGGAACCCGACUACACGGAUUGUUUUAAGAAAAUGGCAGACAAACCAGACAUGGGGGAAAUCGCCAGCUUCGAUAAGGCCAAGCUGAAGAAAACGGAGACGCAGGAGAAGAACACCCUGCCGACCAAAGAGACCAUUGAGCAGGAGAAGCGGAGUGAAAUUUCCUAAAAUCCUGGAGGAUUUCCUACCCCCGUCAUCUUCGAGACCCCAGUCGUGAUGUGGAGGAAGAGCCACCUGCAAGAUGGACACGAGCCACAAGCUGCACUGUGAACCUGGGCACUCCGCGCCAAUGCCACCGGCCUGUGGGUCUCUGAAGGGACCCCCCCAAUCGGACUGCCAAAUUCUCCGGUUUGCCCUGGAAUAUUAUAGAAAAUUAUUUGUAUGAAUAAUGAAAAUAAAACACACUUCGUGGCAUGGC